AAAAUCAAUUCAUGUGAAGUUUUGAACUCACCUACUACACUCAACUAACUCACGGUAACUUCAAUUUUGCACCCACUAGGGGUGGCCCAUAAAUGUUCAUUAUACACUUUUCUGCCGAAGUUUGCUUCAACGUCUGUUUAUUUUGGAAAUAAUAAGGUGCUUAGUUUGAAGCAGGAACUUCACUUCACUCUCUCAAUUCAUUCACAGUUGCUUUGGCAAUGGCAGCUCACAGACUUGCUCUCGUAAUCGAAAGUCCUUCAAAGGGCGAUGAAUUUCUGCUUCUGAAGCAGCCGCGCCCUCCCAAAUUCCACGACGAAGAAUACGACUCUUUCGUCGAUUCCGAUCUCUGGGACUUGCCCUCGGCGCAGUUAAACCUGCUGCCACCAGAUUCAGACCCACCGCUUGUGGUGCAAGUUGCUCCCUCGCAUGCCGAAUUCGAGGACAUCGAUUUGAGGAAAUUCGAUAUCCGUUCGGCACUCAACGAGGUGUUUGGACAAACAGGGUAUGGGGCGGUUGAAGGAGGAGGUUGGAAGUUCCUUAAGUAUGUAAAGGAAGCUGCCUUUGGACCUGAUUUACCCGUUAACACAGUCUUCAUUGCUGGGAAAUUGGUAGCGGCUGAGGACAAAAACUCUAUAGAUUCAUACAGAUGGAUGUCUAUCCAAAGCUGUGUUAACUGGAUUCAGGAAUUGAAACCAUGUGGAGAUCGGGUUGGACCAUUGGUUGUUCUUGGUCUUAUAAACGAAUCAUCUUUCUCUACAAAGUGGAAAGUCCCACCAGCCAUAAACCAUCAGGAGUACCCACCUGGUGUUAUCAUUAUACCUAUGAGAAGUAGGACAUUAAAGCCUUUUAACACAACAAAUUUGGUGGUGUUUGCACCUGAAAAUGUUCCAAAUAAUUCUGAAGAAAAUAAUUUUGUUGCAAGUGGAGAUGCACUCAUAGUUGAUCCAGGAUGCCUAUCUGAAUUCCAUGUAGAGCUAGAGAAAGUUGUCAAUGCUUUGCCAAGACGACUAGUGGUCUUUGUCACUCAUCAUCAUCAUGAUCAUGUAGAUGGUCUCUCAGUUAUCCAGAAGUGCAAUCCUGAUGCUAUUUUGUUAGCUCAUGAAAAGACCAUGCAUCGCAUAAGCAGAGAUGAUUGGUCCCUUGGCUAUACCUCAGUUACAGGGGAUGAAGACAUUGUCAUUGGUGGUCAUAGAUUGAGAGUGAUUUAUGCACCGGGACAUACAGAUGGCCAUAUGGCACUUCUUCAUGCAAAUUCUCAUUCCUUGGUUGUUGGUGAUCAUUGUCUGGGUAAGGGAAGUGCUGUCUUGGAUGCAAGAGCUGGUGGAAAUAUGUCUGAGUACUUCCAAACCACAUACAAUUUUCUGGAGCUUUCACCACACGCUUUAAUACCAAUGCAUGGGAGAGUUAAUGUCUGGCCAAAACAGAUGCUGUGUGGAUAUCUAAAGAACCGCAGAAGUAGAGAAGCUAAUAUCCUGAAAGCAAUUGAAGGUGGAGCAAAAACUUUGUUUGACAUUGUAGAAUAUGUGUAUUCUGAUGUUCAUCGUGGUGCCUGGAUUGCUGCAUCAGCAAAUGUGAGGCUCCAUGUGGAUCAUCUAGCUCAACAACACAAGUUACCAAAGGAUUUCUCUCUGGAAACAUUCAAUUCCAGUUUGGUUACAUUUGUUGACAAUGUGGGUAAACUAUAAUCAUGAAGAGCUGCACUGAUUGGCUAGGUGACUGCCGAUCAGUUACUUCAAUUGCAUUUGUUUGAAAAAAAAAAAAGACUCUAUCCUCCAAGUCGUUGUUUGCGUUGAAAUAGCCUAGAUAACCCUAGAUAACGGGAACUCUAUGCAAAUUAUCCCUUUUAUAAUAACUGAGGAUAAUGACUUGUGAGAUUGGCUGUAAUUCUUUCAUGGAACUGACAGAACAUGUAUCUACUUUAGGAUUUUUCAAUCCAGAAGUUCAAAAAUACCUGUGGCCUGCAUUUUUUAUCACGAUGGAUAUGGGCUUACACUAGUGGCAGUUUAUUACAUCAAAUAGGGAGGUCUUCAUUUCUUAUUGGGGGUGUUCUUGUUUGCACUGCUGC
Messenger RNA from Vigna angularis (adzuki bean), 2065 nucleotides. RefSeq lists its product as uncharacterized. Gene Ontology annotation, cellular component: plastid. Bases 219 to 1685 code for a protein of 488 amino acids. The record is from RefSeq and is a predicted model, not a curated record. NCBI's taxonomy places the organism in Eukaryota, Viridiplantae, Streptophyta, Magnoliopsida, Fabales, Fabaceae. The transcript is spliced from 12 exons.